Messenger RNA from Nicrophorus vespilloides, 4038 nucleotides. RefSeq names its product neprilysin-11-like. Gene Ontology annotation, cellular component: plasma membrane. Gene Ontology annotation, molecular function: metalloendopeptidase activity. Gene Ontology annotation, biological process: protein processing. The transcript is spliced from 9 exons. NCBI's taxonomy places the organism in Eukaryota, Metazoa, Arthropoda, Insecta, Coleoptera, Silphidae. The record is from RefSeq and is a predicted model, not a curated record. Bases 204 to 2282 code for a protein of 692 amino acids.
GCGGAGAUGUUAGGUGAUGUUUCGCUGAAUUCAGUAUGAAACGAUAUUUUUACGCGACUUGAACUUUCCAUUUGCGCAUCUCUCUUACGAAUUUAUUCCUGUGUUUAUUCCUUAUUUGGUUCUGCUUCGGAGCUUCGCUCUCUUCAUCGUUCCCGGCGGAGUGGAGAUUUAUUUAAGCGAAACUACCUGGGGAUUUUUUACUCAUGGGCAAGAAGUGCGCAACUUUUACGUUAAUCACCCUCAUCGGAGCCCUGUGCCUCCUCCUGGCUCUAUUCAUAAUAUACUCAGGUAGUUAUGAGACCUGCACUAGUAAAGAAUGCGUGAAAUCUGCAAGCGAGAUGUUAACUUAUUUGGAUACAACGGUCCAAGCCUGCGACAACUUCUACGGUUUCACCUGCGGCAACUUCCAUAAGGACGUCGUCGAUGAGAACGAAUCGCUGAUGAGUUUCCUGAAGAACUCGAAACUGAAUCAGGUCCGGCUGAUGAUCGAGGAAGGGGACGUACCGAAAUGGCAACCGCUGCACAAGGUCAAAAGUUUUUAUCGGUCGUGCAUCAACGAAACGUCCAUCGAGGAGGACAAUUUGGCGAGGAUCAGAUCCGUGCUACGGGAGAUGGGCGGAUGGCCGCUCCUGGAGCGAGGCGAUUGGAGGGAUAACCUCUUCGACUGGAAACGGGCCACACAUCAAUUGAGGAAAAUCGGAUUCGAGUUCACGCCCUUCUUGCAUAUCCAAAUCGAUAUCAAUAUUUACGACUCGUCCGCACACAUCCUCAAGAUUUCCAGCGGAAUGUCCGAAUUCUUGAGCGAUAUUCAUGGAAGAUCGUACAGGGACUAUAUGACGGAGACUGCGGUUUACUUCGGCGGUGAUAGGAAUAGAGCGGAACGGGAGUCUAAGGAGGUCGCCGAGUUCGAGGAUAGAUUGCAGAAGAUCUUGAACAGGGUUAAAUAUGCAGGACCGAGCGGUCCCAGGACGCUGGCUCAAGUACAAUAUGAUUUCCCAGGAAUUCCCUGGGUCGAUUACGUCAAUGGCAUCCUCUAUCCCACUACAACCGUUACCCACGAUGAGCCGGUCACCUUUUCCGAUCUCGAGUACGUCAGGGAUUUCCACGAGCUUCUCGAAAAGACACCGAAGAGGGUUGUGGCGAACUAUAUGGCUUGGCACGUGAUACAGUCUCUGAUGCCUUACUUGCCGGAUAAGUUGAGGAGGAUCAGGGAUAAACACAAUCCGGGAAAGAAGCCUCGGACUCGCCGCGAGGACUGCAUGGAUAUAACGAGACAAUCUUUAAUACUUUCUAGUCUACCGGAGAUAAUUGAAACUUCGUACGUGCAGCGGUAUGUCUCGGACGAGGCCAAGAGGCAAAUAAAGGACAUCAUAAAGUACGUGAAGAAGGAAUACAAUAGAGUGCUCGAGAAUCUGGAUUGGCUGGACGCGGAUGCCAGACAAGUGGCCAGAGCUAAAUUGGCCAGUUCCAGGGAUUACAUAGCUUAUACCCAGGAAGCCAUACGCAGGAAGAAUCAGCAGCAGCAGCAGCAUACAGGACCACGUUUAGAAGUGCGUGCGGAUGUCGACGAAGACGGGGAUUUCCUCGGCCGAUACCUGAACGUAAGCCUACAGAAUCUCAAUAAGGAAUACAGGAGAUUAAUCGAACCCGUCCACGAGGACGAGGCCAACAACCUGAUCUACUCCAUCAAAGAGAACACCUUAGUUUUGCCCUCGUAUUAUCUGCAAGGGCUUUUCUUCAACGAGUUCCGACCGCAGUACAUGAACUUCGGAGCGUUGGGCAGUUUAAUUGCUUACGAGUUAUCGAACUUAUUCGUCGAAGGGAGACGGUACGAUUUGUAUGGAAAUUUAAGGGAAUGGUCAACGUCGCAGAGUUUACUCAAUUACGAGAACAGAGUCAAGUGCAUCGAGAGCCAAUACAGCCAACUCAACGUGCCUGGAAUCGGCAAACACGUAAAUACAAACUUGAGUAGAGAAGACGAUUUCGCUUUACUCCUUGGAAAGACAGUGGCUUUCGAGGCAUACCUGUCCUGGGCCGAAGGGCACGAGACCGAGCCUCACCUUCCCGGCCUCCAGUACAACCCUCGCCAAUUCUUCUGGAUAUCCUCAGCAAUGCCGGAAUGCUGGUCCCUGGAUACCAUGCGACCCAAUCCGAAGACGCAUCGUUCCAUCGCGCAACUAAGGGUUCUGGGUCCGUUGCGUAACAUGGAAAAAUUCGCCGGCGACUUCAGAUGCCCUUUGAACGCCCUCAUGAAUCCCGAACGCAAGUGCACCGUUAAUUAGAACGAACAAUGCCGAAGAUUUCCAUCGACCUUUUCGAGAGUGAGCAAAGAAAAAAAAAGUAAUAAUAGGGAAGAAGUGCAAACCGUGCGGAAGGCCUUCAUCAUUAUAAUAGAUCAAUCGAUGCUCACCUAUUGUUGCUGUUGUCGUCGGAAAUUUAAUUAAAAUAAAUCGAAACGUUUUUUUAAAAUUUAUUUUCUUUUACUGCAGGUCGGAAAACGCUGAAGUAGGCGCGCCCUUUGCAACUUUUGUUCCGAACUACUGACCGGAAACUUUUCGCAAUUAAAUCGCAACUCGCGCACAACUACAACUCAUCUUCAACUUCAACUCCAUUUACAUUAAUUUAUCCGCGCGCUUUAUCAACUUAUCCAGUUUCCCAUCUAUAUUAUAUAAAAUAAAUAUUAUAUAAUAUUUUUUUGUAUUCUAUUGGCGAAAAUAUUCGUUAAUAAAUUACGGAAAGCGAUAAAUUCGCGCUGAAACUGAAAAGCAAAAAAAAAGUAUUGUACAACGUGGGAAACAAAAAAAAGGAAUGACACGCACGCCCUCGUGUGGAGUGUUAUAAAACUAUUAUUGCAGCAGUAAAACCAUAAAUUACCAUUCAAAACGUCGUAAUAAACUUCGAAACGUCGCUACGUUUCGGCAUCCGGAAAAUGUUUAAUUAAAAGCUUUAAAAAAUGGAAAAAUAAAGAUGAAAUGGAUAAAAAAAAUGGGGAUGCUUUUCUUCAAUCGUAAAUAAUUUGUUGUGUUCCGAUUGAAGUGCGGUCUCUCUAUGCGAAUGGGCAGCCGCGAGGGAUGAACGAGGGGGAAAACUGAUUCAAAUGCAGAUUAAUGCAUCGCGCGUGUUCAAUUAAGAGUCAUCCCCAUCGUGUGUUCGCCGUAAAAAUGAAUGCGGAUCGCGAAAUUGGUUCGAUUGCGAAUUUGCAAACAAAAACACUGAAAAAAAAAUUGAGCUGCCGGAAAUAUGGAAAACACGAUACGAAAGCUUUUUGUUAUUGUUGUUGUCCUUUUUUUUUUCAUUUUUUUUGGGGAGAGGAGGAAUGAAUAAAACGCAGCCGAGGGUUGAAAAGAGAAGAUUUAGUUUUGCGUUGUUGGGUGUGGAGGAAUGGUGAUGGCAAAUUGUUUAGGUUUCCGGUUUUGGGUUUGGGUAAUCUCGGCGAUGCGAUAUUGUUUUCGAAUUGGUGAGGGUCGUGCUCGAGGGUAGAUCGAUUGUUAGUGCCGUAGCUGCAGGUGUGGGCAAUGUGUUAGAGUUUGCAACUGCAUAAUGUUUCUAAGGGUGGAAACUUGUAACGGUUAUGAUUAUUACUCUUUCGUGAUGAGCUGAUUUCUGCGCGGCCUCUCUGCAAUUACGGAUACCAUCCGGUUUUCCAUCUACACACAAAACAAUAUACAUAUAUAUGCAUGCAUUCGGUGGCAGCGAUUCCCAAAAUGUUGCGGUUUUCCGACUACGAUUUUCAUCGAACCUAGGUUAAUAGUUCUGGUACGUGAAUUCAUUAUCGCGCCUACUCAAUUCUAACGGCUUCCAACGUAACACCAAAGGGUCCAUUGCUUAUGGAAACUCGUAUACUUACACUAUACAUUUAUAGAUCAUUACGUUCCCGAGGUUUAUAGCUUAUUCACCGUAAGCUUGCUUUCGAAUUUCAUAAUUGAAAUUUAAAUUAUACUCAUAACUUGUUCAUUUCACAAUACGUAAAGUACAAUACAUAUUGCACUCAAACCCUAAUAUAAAGUAACUUCAGGAAAACUGAAACACAUAACUUGU